AUGCCUUUUUUUCUUUUUUUCUUUUUUUUCUUUUACAGAAUCGUAGCCCAGAAUCAGUUUAUUAUUGAUCUGAUCACCACUUCGCUUCUGAGAGUUCCUUCAGGCACUUAUAAGGCUGGCGACAAUAUGUUUAUCGAUGGCAUAGAGUGUGAAGCUCUCUAUAUAUCUCAUUCAUCAGAUCUUGUAGACUUACCUCCUGUAGUAGCAGAAAUACAACAAACAGUGACACGCGAGUUUAUGUUUCGAGCCGUCCAGUACUGCCUGAAUGUGUAUAAGCGUUUCCACAUUUUACCAAUUUUAUUCCUCGUCUGUACCUCGAAAACAAAGCCCAAAACUCUGAGAGACCUCUUCAAAUCUGUCCAAAACAAGUCUAACCUCUUAGAAACACCUUGCUGCCACUUUGCAACUAGUUGCUUCAUGCUGACCAAACAGAGUAUCAAUCCUUUUAUUGACAAUCACGAUACCAAGAAAUUGGAUCCUUUGGUUGUCUUUGUCCAUUUCUUGAGUUCUGGCCAGCAAAACAUAAUCAUUAUUGACCGAUGGGACGACCCAAUAAUACAAAACUGUACUUUAAAAACAGAGAAUGAUAAAGUCGAAGCGUUACAAACGAUUUGUCAAGCAACACAAAAUCAAUUUGAGAAAAUAAUGACGACCGUUUUCGACAACCCCAGCCGAGCGCAUCAAUACGCAGAAGCAGGACGGCACUAUAACGCAAGUCUUAAGUACGACGCAAUGAAGCAAGAAUUAAACAAUACACCUCCAGAAGCAACAACAUCAAUGUAG
Gilbertella persicaria is the source of this 783-nucleotide messenger RNA. RefSeq lists its product as uncharacterized. Bases 1 to 783 code for a protein of 260 amino acids. The record is from RefSeq and is a predicted model, not a curated record. The transcript is spliced from 3 exons. NCBI's taxonomy places the organism in Eukaryota, Fungi, Mucoromycota, Mucoromycetes, Mucorales, Choanephoraceae.